Messenger RNA from Onychomys torridus (southern grasshopper mouse), 8835 nucleotides. RefSeq names its product CCR4-NOT transcription complex subunit 6 like (gene Cnot6l). NCBI's taxonomy places the organism in Eukaryota, Metazoa, Chordata, Mammalia, Rodentia, Cricetidae. Gene Ontology annotation, biological process: nuclear-transcribed mRNA poly(A) tail shortening. Gene Ontology annotation, cellular component: nucleus; cytoplasm; CCR4-NOT complex. Gene Ontology annotation, molecular function: protein binding; poly(A)-specific ribonuclease activity. The transcript is spliced from 12 exons. Bases 303 to 1955 code for a protein of 550 amino acids. The record is from RefSeq and is a predicted model, not a curated record.
CCCGCCCUCCCCCUCCCCUCCUUCCCGAUCCGUCUAGUCUCUCUCCCCGCUCCCUCCGGCCGCCCUCCGCCGCCUCGGUGGUUCCUCAGGCGGCCCGGCCCGGCCCGCCCGCCCCGCGUCCCCUCCGGCCGGUGCCUCUCCCCCCGGCGGGCUGCCUGCAUGUCUUUACUGCCCUCAGCCCCGCCGCCACCGCCGCCGCCGCCUCCCCCGCCGCCGCAGCCCCAGCAGCAGCAGCAGCCGCCCCGCCGCCGCCGUCGCCGCCGCCGCCCGGACCCUGGCGCGCUGAAUGCAGACUAAUAGGGAUGCCAAAGGAAAAAUAUGAUCCUCCAGAUCCUCGCCGAAUUUAUACCAUCAUGUCAGCAGAGGAGGUAGCCAAUGGGAAAAAAUCUCACUGGGCAGAAUUAGAAAUCUCGGGUAGAGUGCGGAGCUUAAGUACAUCACUUUGGUCAUUGACACACUUGACAGCGUUGCACCUAAAUGAUAAUAACCUUGCUCGCAUUCCACCUGAUAUUGCCAAGCUUCAUAAUCUGGUUUACCUGGAUCUGUCAUCCAAUAAACUCAGAAGUUUACCAGCAGAACUAGGAAACAUGGUGUCUCUCAGGGAAUUGCUUUUAAAUGACAAUUAUUUACGGGUUUUGCCUUAUGAACUUGGCCGGCUCUUCCAGCUACAAACUCUAGGUUUAACAGGCAAUCCUUUAUCACAGGAUAUUAUGAGCUUAUACCAGGACCCAGAUGGAACCCGAAAGCUACUGAACUUCAUGCUUGACAAUCUUGCAGUUCAUCCAGAGCAGCUUCCUCCGAGGCCAUGGAUUACAUUAAAAGAACGAGACCAAAUUCUGCCAUCAGCAUCAUUCACGGUUAUGUGUUACAAUGUGUUAUGUGAUAAAUACGCUACCCGGCAGCUAUAUGGCUAUUGCCCGUCCUGGGCAUUAAACUGGGAAUACAGGAAAAAGGGAAUUAUGGAAGAAAUUGUUAACUGGGACGCAGAUAUCAUUAGUCUUCAGGAAGUGGAAACAGAGCAAUACUUUACUCUCUUUCUGCCAGCAUUGAAGGAUCGUGGAUAUGAUGGAUUUUUUUCUCCAAAGUCACGUGCCAAAAUCAUGUCUGAGCAGGAAAGAAAGCAUGUGGAUGGUUGUGCAAUAUUCUUCAAAACAGAAAAAUUUACACUGGUGCAGAAGCAUACAGUGGAAUUCAACCAGGUAGCAAUGGCGAAUUCAGAUGGAUCCGAAGCAAUGCUGAACAGAGUGAUGACAAAGGAUAACAUUGGCGUUGCUGUGGUUUUAGAGGUCCACAAGGAGCUCUUUGGGACAGGUAUGAAGCCUAUUCAUGCUGCAGACAAACAGCUGCUUAUAGUGGCAAAUGCCCACAUGCAUUGGGACCCAGAGUAUUCUGAUGUGAAACUUAUUCAGACCAUGAUGUUUGUCUCAGAGGUUAAAAACAUUCUGGAGAAAGCCUCAAGUAGGCCUGGCAGCCCAACUGCAGAUCCUAAUUCCAUCCCGCUGGUGCUAUGUGCAGAUCUUAACUCAUUGCCAGAUUCAGGUGUUGUGGAAUAUUUAAGCAAUGGAGGAGUAGCUGACAACCAUAAAGACUUCAAGGAGCUAAGGUAUAACGAGUGUCUUAUGAACUUCAGCUGCAGUGGAAAGAAUGGCCGCUCAGAAGGGAGGAUCACACAUGGCUUCCAACUUAAGAGCGCCUAUGAAAAUAACUUGAUGCCUUAUACCAAUUAUACCUUCGAUUUCAAAGGUGUGAUUGACUACAUUUUCUAUUCCAAGACUCAUAUGAACGUGCUUGGUGUCCUGGGGCCUUUAGAUCCUCAAUGGCUGGUUGAGAACAACAUCACUGGGUGUCCACACCCUCACAUCCCUUCAGACCACUUCUCACUGUUAACACAACUUGAACUCCACCCUCCACUCCUGCCUCUUGUCAAUGGUGUUCACUUGCCUAAUCGGAGGUAGUGGAGUACAGCCCCGCCAAGACGGGGGUCUGUCGCUAUGGACUUGUACAGUUGUAAAUCAAAGUAUGUAGGAGUGAAGUAUGGCCAUCCUUAAGCUGCUGCUUCAGGUUCCUUUCAUUAUGUGUUUGCUAUAAGACUUUGUAUGUUUUUGUGCAUACUGAUAUCAUUUGGCACUAGGGCUGGAACCAAAGUAUUACCAUCUGUCUCUAUCCAAAAGUUUAAUAUACUUUAAAAUUGGAUUUCUUCUCUUCCUAUUAUAUUAUAUUAGAAAACAGCAUUCACAAUUCACUAAUUUGAGGCCCAACACCAGUGUUGUUCUCUAAAAACAAAUACAUUCUUUGGAAUGAUUUCAAAUAAGCCAAUCAUUUUUGUAAAAAGCGAUUUUUUUUACAAACUCCAAAUACAAGAUUUUCAAUUGAAUGAUGGCAUGCCUUAUAGGAAAAACUUUGAAUUUCUGUUUUCCUUCAUAACAAACUGAUUUUUGGCUCCCAAGUCAUUUGCACAUUAACAAAGCACUUAAAUUUGCUUGAUUUGUACAUUAACUGUGAUAUAGCCACUAGCCAUAACAAGACAUUUUGAAAAAUGAAAAUAAUUGCACAACACGCUUUCAAAACCAAGCGUAGUGUAUGACAGUUUGUUGGCUGAAUGCUGGUUGUUUUGUUUGAGGAAUCCCCAUUUUUUUCUUUUCUUUUUCUCUUUUCUCUCUUGGUCUGCCUACUAGUUGUGAUCUUUUUAGAAGUAUUAACUCUAAGUCCAUCUCUCCAGUUCAUUUAUAAGAAAAAGGCAGAUAUAUACUGCCAUACAUCUUGAAAGUAGAAUUUGGUAUUUUUAGAAUGCCCACAAAAUUAGUGUCUGGUAUUUUUCAUUUUUCAUGUCCACUCUUCUUUUCUGUCUGGUUGUACUGGGGAAAAAAAAAAAAGAUAAGAUCCAUAUUGUCUUUAUCACUACUGUUUAAUGUUUAAAGAAAAUUGUUGAAUGAAAAGCCCCUGGUCAAAGUUUGAAAAAGGGAAAGCCAUAUAUUAUUACACAUAUUUUCCAAAGUAAGUUAAAUGGCUGUUUUGUUUGUUUAUUUGUUUGUUUGUUGUUUUUGUUUGUUUGUUUUGAGGUAACAAUAGAGAGGAUUUUGAGGAGAGGACAGAUUUGGGGAAGUAGUUGAAAACUUUGGAUCAUUUUUUUCUGACUCUAGCUGCCAAAUGGCCAUCAUAUGCUUUUAAUCUUUGUUGCCAUAUCUGUCUAGAUUUGAAUUAAGCUACUGGUUUAUUCCCAAAGUUGGAUGCCUCUAGAUGUAUUGGAAACCAACUCCCCCUUUGUUGUUGGCCAAGAGGGGCCACUUGAAAGUCUGACUUGAGAGGCAGAGAGCAUAAAUACCAUUUUGUGGGGAGAAAAUUAGUUGGCUGCUUAAUGUUAAUUAUGACACAGUAACAUUGGAAAAGGUUGUGUCUGUGUUUUUAAGUUUUUCUUUAUUCUGCUUUUUUGCUGCUAUAAGAGUUUUCUGAAAUUUAUAUUUUAAACUUUUCAUGCACUUUACUGUUUCUAGUAUCAAAAUGUGAUAUUUUUAAUAAACAAGAAAUUUUCCAUUAUGUGAAUGAAAUUUUAAAAGAAAAUAGCCUAUAUUUGUGUCUCACUAAUAUAUAAAGUACAAGUCAAAUUUAAAUUAUUUAAUUAGUUAUAAAUAUAUACAAAUUGUCUCCUCUUUCAAACCUGACAUCUUAGGCUGUUUUAUUAGUGUUAAAUGAUAUAUUUCCUGUGGCUAUUUUAUACUAAUUUCUUCCAUAGUUUACUGAUCAGGCUAUAUAAAAAAUAUUUCCCCAAAGGGUAAUUUUAGUGGGAUGAGGGUGAUGGGAUGAUACAAUAUCACACAGGAUUGCAUCCAGAAGAGCUCUGUAAAGCCUAAACUCCCUUUUAAAAGUGCCUAGUGACAGAGGCGUUGUCAUCUAUUGUAAUUGGAAUGUCACUGCAGUUCAGCAAAGUUUGGUGUAAAUAAAAUAUUCUUUUAAAAACAUUAAAGUACCUGAAUAAACAAAUAAGCAGAAGAAACCCUUGAUGACAGAUUUUCCUCCGUGUUCAGGUACCCCUUCUUAUAUACCUCAAGCAUCCAACAUCUAGCCAUGCAAAUUGAUUAUCUGAAGCAUAGUACUGGAAAGUAGAAGAGCAUGAAAAACUUAAUUUUGUGGACAUUACCUUUUUUUGUAAUCAGCUACUGUAUGUUUAAUUUUAGAUCUUUUGUUUUGGGUGGGUUUUCUGCUCUGGAGGUAUAUGCACUAACAGAACAUUCUUCUUUCAUAGACGCAUGUUAAUUAGCAAUGUGAGCAAUAUUUCCUACCAUACUUCACUCCCGAUAUUUUUUGAGAUGUUUGUAUAAAUGAAAUUUAAAGUUCACUUAUGAUUGUAUAUGAACCACAGAGGAGCCCAUUUAUUAAUAAAAAAAAUCUUUUUUAAUAGUUAAAUGUAGAGGGGAAAAUAAAAAAAUUGGGAAACAUUGUAAACAGCUUAAGUUUAUUUUGUGUAUGAUCAAGGCACUCUGUUGCAAGAAGGUGUGUAAUUGGGUCUCUCUGCUUCCAAAUGCACUCUUUCAAACCAUUCAUUAUCCUGUGUAUUUUAAUGUGGUUUUCGUAAAUGUUGGUAAAGUAGAUGAUUGUGUUUUGUUUUGGGUGGCACACACCUAGGGCAUGGUAACCCAGCUUUCAUGUGCACGGUUUCCCUUUAGCCUCCUGCCCAGAUUUCACAUACUGUUUCCCUUUGUUCCCUUUGUAAAAGGAGUGGUAUCUUGUUUUGAGCUGCCAGUUCAGAUGAUCAGAAAUGCUGCUGUCCUCAGCAUUGUCUUGUUAAAUGCAUGCCAUUUGGAACUUUGGCAGUGAGAAGCCUAAAGGACAAGGUGAAUGACAUGGUAUAUAUUCAGUGAAGUGAGUCAUAUGUGCUCAUAUACUUUCUAGUUCUCAGAAUAAGUUAAUAAGCUUUAUGCCGUUGGGCUGCUGCAUAUUUUAUGUGAUGAUAAAAGAAAAUUUGGGCAUUUUUAGAUUGUGCUAUGUAUUUUUUUAACUGUUAAAUAUGAUUUCUGGUAAUUUUCUUAAGAACUGGAGUGUUAGUUUUAUUUAAACGGUGUUGUUUGGGGAAGGGGAAACUGCACUGUUUGCCAUUGUAACAGUCAUACAAGUGCAUGUCAAGUCACCCACUGUCAAGCAUCAGUAUCCUCCUCAUAGCUUUACACACUUUGAUGGGGAAUAUUGCAGCAUCCUCAGGACUGACAUCUGGAAAAGGCUCAAAUCCACUUACUGCUCCUUGCUUGUUGACUUUGUUUUACAAUAUUGUGCCUGGUGUCAACUUUUAAGCAACAGCACUGCCUAAAAGCAAGCAGAGAACAGAAUCCCAGCACCAUUCUGUAGGCAACUUUUUAGAAUUCAGAUACAGUAUAUCUGUUCAAGAUUUAUGAUGUUUUAUGUGAAAAAAUUUUGUACAACAUAGCUGAAUAUUUUUGUUUGAUUUAUUUGAUGUAAGGCGUGUGAACAUUCAUUUGAAUAUCACAUGUUAAAGUCAGGUAUGGCACAAUGGGUUCUGAGACCAGCUUCCCCCACCCUCCCAUUUGCCUUGUUCCAAUCUUUAUUUUCAAAUUACGUUUCUGAUAUUCAUAGGCAGAUACUUAAUUUUACUAAUAAGCAUCCUGUGUGAAUGUAUUUUAAAAGCCACUGUGUUUUAGUGUUAUAUUUUGUGGAAAUACGAAACUUACCUUUUUUUUUUCUUUUUCUUUUUUUUUUUUUUUUCUUAAAGUCAUAUAUCACUGAGAAGGGAGAAAGUUGAAAACUAUCUAAGACUCAUAUCACUUGAAUCUGUGGCAGAUUGUGUUAAAAUUGAGGGUGUGGCACAUUAAACCUAGAACAUGGACAAAACUGUGCUCCGUUUAAAAAUUCUGUCUCCUGAGUAUGUCUUGUCAGUAGGUGAAAUUUUAAGUCUGUGUUGUAUUUCUAAGAUUUAAUAAAAAUGACAGAUCCCACCUGUACACUUAAUAGCAGAUAGUAAGAGCAGUGAAAGCACAGGAGAAAUAGCUUGAGCACGUGCAUUGAAGGAGCCAGGAGCAUACAGCUUCAUUUCUAAUGCAAAACUAGAUUUCCUAGUGUUAAAAUUGACUUUGUUCUAAUACUGAUUUAAAAUUUAAUCUUUUAUAUUCUAAGUUUCUGAAAUAUCUUUAAUAGUUUUGCAAAGUAUACUAACUGGUUGGUAGCGUCAGUUACAAAAAACAAAUUGUAUUACAAUAAUGGUCCUGUAGCAAGCAAAAUCUCUGUCACUUGUUCAAAGUAACACACGUUUUGACUGAAAUGUGAGCUGUCAUGUUUGUAAGUUUUUUUUUUCUUCUCUAUCCCCAUAAAACCCAAAGUAACACUUUUCUGAUGUGUUCAAAGAUUUGUUUACCGACUUUCCAUUUGGUUUGUAUCAUAUUUGUAUGACUUUUGUCUAUUAGAAAUAGAUAAAUUAAGUAGAGAAGUUAGACUUAUUUUUCUAAAUAAGAAACUUCAACUGAAGUUUUGAGUUUGUAGACAGAACAUUUAUGUUUCUGAUUGCUCUGGAUGAUUUUAAUUCUAUAAUUGCACGGCAAUUCCCAAAUUUAAGUUCAAACACAAGUAAAUGCUACUACAUCUUUAACCCGCUCAUUUACCAAAGUUAUAGCCUGUUUCAGAACAGGAUGAGAAGAGCAUCUUUCAUAAUUGUCACCUAAAUGCUUAAAAGAUAAAACCCUUGGAUGUUCUGAGCAAGAGCCACGGGAAUGGGAAGGGAAGCAGAAGAAAAGUGGGGACCUGUCAGGACGAUGGUAAGGAUAGAACGUGUACUACUUACUUAACUAAAUGUAUUCAUGUAAAUGUCUCAGGUAAAGGCCUGUAGGAAGAAACGGCUUCCCAGAAAGUUUUAUUAAUAUAAUUUUUUCUUUUAGCUUAACUUUGGUUUCUGGCAGACUUGGUUUAUUCUUGGAUCCACAGGAGAAACUGAAGUAAUUUUUAGUAAGAUGACUUUCAAAGGGUAUGAGUUAAGGGCAUGCCUAUUAAACAUUGGUAUUGAUGGCACAGCCUACAAGAUGAAUAGCACUGAACCGAAAUUAGAAGUAUGCCGUUAGAAACUACAUGCCUCUUGGCAUGGUAUACUCACUUUGCAGAGUAUUUCAAAAUUCAUUUGGUACCUGUUACUGGCUAUUUUCAUCAGCAAGUUCCCUGACUUUGUUUGAUUUCCCUGUUUGUAUAUCUGUCACUUCUAAAAGCAUAGGGGUCAUGGUAGCCCUCUGAAGAAUGAUCCUUUCUUGUACAUUAUUUCAGAGCACAGACAGACUUUCUUAGCUAUCAAUUGUUCAGUGUACCACAUAUGUUUAAUUUGUGUGUAGUUACUUGAACUCAGAAUAUUGGCUCAGCAUUGGUGUGCCAAACAAUGGCUUUGCUUUUUACCAGACAGACUUAGUUUCCUGCUGCUGUUUCAACUUUAAUGCGGUAAGUGAUGCAGUGUGUGGGUUGCUCUUUAUCCAGAAACUACUGCCCUUUCUCUGUGCUUGAUUUGCUACAAGUAUAUUCCCUUACCUGAGAAAUUCCUGAGCGGUGCUCUGCCGACUUUUGAGAGGGGUUUGGAUGGCUGUUACUGCACACUGGAUCUGGAAUUGUUCGGUGUUGAAUGGCAGAGUUCGUAAACACCAGCAGCACUGAGAAGUGCACUGCGGGCAUUCAUACCGUUGUCCAAAGGCAAGCAGUCCUUUCGUCUAGGAGGAGCUGAGGUGUGGAUUCAGUAGGACUACUAGGAGUAUUUCAAGGAGGGAAAUGCUUAACUCUGUUAUCUCUGAAGUGGGGGAGCACUUUUUCUUUCUUUUUUCUUUUUUCUUUUUAAUGAGAAAAUAUAUAUAAUUUUUUUUCUCUUUGAAAAGGCCAGAUUGUGUGAUUAUAUUCAUCAGAGAUUAAGUUGUAUCUUAUUUUAAACUGUAUAAGUGCCAAGUAAUUGUUCAUGGACUUUCUACCUUUCCAUUCAGUUUACUGUUUGACUAGGGAAGGGAUUAUUUAUUUUUAUUUCCUGGCAUUAAGUUGACUAAUUUAUUAUUUUGCAUACACUUGAGUUAUUCUGUGGCCUAUUUAGUGUUUUUGUAACUAUUACAAUGGUCUAAAAGCAAAGCACAUUAUCCUAAAACUAAAAAAGGUAUUUUAGUAAUUUCCCCAUAAUACUUGGUAAUUUCUAUUAAUAUCAUUCUAAGCAAAUUUCUACUGUGUUAGGUUGUGUAUUUAUUUAUUUUUUAUUUUUAAUCCUAAGAAAAAGCCGAGCACUAAAUCAAUGUAUUCUCAUAAUCAUUUACAAUUUAAGCUUUUCUCUUUUUUUCUUCAUUAGAGGAUUCAAUGAAGUGCCAUGUAAUUGUAGCUUACUAAUCAUUGAUGUUUGAUAGACUGGUCCUGUGAUAUUCUAGACAUUUCAUUCUUUUUUGUCAUCGCUGGAGAAGAUGGUUCUACUCUCAUUCUCUCUGAUAAAAUCACCAGCUGCUUUAUUUUUCUAUUUAUUAAACAGUUGAUAAGGUCUGGAUCUUGACCGAACUGCUCAGCUGAGAUGUUUUUCAUAGUAGACACUAUAGAAGAUGUGUGUGAAAAAGGACACAGUUGAGUGGUGGCGUUCUUUUUCAUUAAUGUGAAUAUUGACUAAACAAAGCAGUCCUGCCUUUUAAAUCUUGUGGCAGCUCAGAAGGGAGGUGCUUAAGAACCUUAACUAUUAUGUCAGAUGACAAACUAUUUUUUUUUUCCAUUUUGGAGAUGGGUACUGCUCACACAUGAUGUAUAGGGCUAAAUAUAUGCUUGUUUCCCUGCACCUGUGUACUCUCCCCUUCUCUCCCACUUUUCCUUUCCCUGUAGGCAAUAAAUGGCCAUUUUGCAAGCAUA